CUGAAAUCAACUCCAUUGUAUUAUAUGAGUGGUAUUUGAAAUGUUUGGAACAGAAAAUGUAAAAUAAUGUUGUUUAAUAUAAUUAGUGAAUAUAUUAUGACGAAAAAAUGUACGUAUGCUACAUAGUUUAACGGAAUAGUGUUUCCCAGAAAUGUGAAAUGCAAUUUAUAACCCUAUAAUAAUUCGGGGCAGUUAUGAUGUAUGUAUUACUUUUAAUAUGUUCGUCAUUUCCACGACACGACUCAAUGUUGUACUAUUAAAUUUCUAUGAAUCAACGCAGUAUUUUGUCCGUGCAAAAUAUACAAUUUCUGAAACAGUCAUGAAAGUCCUUAAUGUAGCGGAAAAAAAUGAUGCUGCGAAGAAUAUCGCAGGCUAUUUGUGUCGCGGUAACUCUAGGCGGAGGGAAGGAUUAUCUCCAUAUAAUAAAAUUUACGAAUUUAGCUCCAAUCUGUGGAAUCAGAAUUGUGAUAUGAUCAUGACUUCUGUCUCUGGUCACCUGUUGAAUUAUACAUUUACAGGAGCGUAUUGUAAGUGGCAGGGUUGUCAUCCACUAAGUUUAUUUGAUGCACCUUUGACAAAGCAAUGCAUAGAGGAAAAUUACAUUAAGAUUAAACAAACUCUAGAAAGAGAAGUAAAGAAAUGCAAUGCAUUAAUUAUUUGGACAGAUUGUGAUCGUGAAGGGGAAAAUAUUGGGUUUGAAAUUAUUCUAGUCUGUCAAGCAGUUAAACCAAAUAUUCGUAUAUACAGAGCAAAGUUUUCUGAAAUUACCCAAGCAUCUGUAAGUAGAGCUUUGCAGAAUUUAUGUGAACCAGACAAAGCAAUUAGUGAUGCUGUUGAUGUACGAAGUGAAUUGGACUUAAGGAUAGGUGCUGCAUUUACUAGGUUUCAAACAUUAAGACUUCAAAAAGUAUUUCCAAGAACUCUUGCUCAGAUGCUGAUCAGUUAUGGCAGCUGUCAGUUUCCGACACUAGGAUUUGUAGUUGAAAGAUUCUUAGCUAUAGAAAGAUUUAAGCCAGAGCCGUACUGGAAAAUAAAAGUUAUGGAUGUUCGGGAUCAACUUUCUGUGGAGUUUAGAUGGGCAAGAGGAAAGUUGUUUGAAAAAUUACCUUGCGAAGUUUUGCUAGAUACAUGCCUAGAACAACCUAAUGCCACUGUAAAAGAUAUUACAAGUAAACCUAAGAGUAAGUGGCGACCACUACCAUUGGACACAGUUGAACUGGAAAAACAAGGUUCUCGCAAACUUCAUUUAAGUGCCAAAGAGACAAUGAAAAUAGCAGAGAAACUAUAUACUCAAGGAUUUAUCAGUUAUCCACGUACAGAGACUAAUAUAUUUCCAAAAGAAUUAAAUCUUGUUCCCUUUGUAAAUCAACAAGUAAAUAAUCCAGCUUGGGGUGGAUUCGCUCAGCAACUACUAGACGACGGAUUAAGCCCUAGGCAAGGAAAAAAAAGCGAUCAAGCACAUCCUCCAAUACAUCCACUGAAAUGUAGCAAUAAUUUACAAGGUAAUGAUGCUAAGGUUUAUGAAUUCGUGGUGCGGCACUUUUUGGCUUGUUUAUCGAAGAAUGCAUUAGGGCAAGAAACAACAGUGGAGAUUGAUAUCAAUGGAGAAAAAUUUAUUGCAAACGGUUUACAAAUUAUUGAACGGAAUUAUUUGAAUGUAUACAUAUAUGAAAAAUGGAGUAAUAAGGAAAUUCAUACAUAUCAAAGAGGACAGGUCUUUCAACCCACUAGCAUAGAUAUGGUACAAGAAGAAACGUCUCCACCGCAAUUAUUAACUGAAGCUGAUUUGAUUAGCUUGAUGGACAAGUUCGGUAUCGGUACUGAUGCUACACAUGCUGAUCACAUAGAUACGAUAAAAGCACGUCAAUAUGUCGGGUUAAUGGAUGGAAAACAUUUAAUGCCGGGAAAACUUGGAAUUGGAUUGGUAUUGGGUUACGAUAGUAUGGGAUUUCAAAUGUCGAAACCGAACUUAAGAGCUGAAUUAGAAAAAGAUCUUAAAUUAAUAUGUGAGCGGCGAAAGGAUCCAAAGGACGUCUUACAAAGUCAGAUAAAUAAAUAUCGUGAAGUAUUUCAAGUAUCAUUGGAACGUGCCAAUUUAAUCGAUAGCGCUUUAGCGGAUUAUCUAGAUGAACGACCAACAGAAACGCAAGAGAUACAAAUUAGCAAUCCACCCAUAGAAAUUUCCAUCUUCAAGUGUCCGAGAUGUGGUUCAAACAUGACACUCAAAGAUAGAAGACAAGCUAUGGGAAAAUAUAUCGGUUGCAUGGGAUAUCCGGAGUGUAAUAAUGCAGUUUGGUUCCCUCAAUAUGUAGAAUCCGUCGCAGUGUUGGAUGAAACUUGCUCGCAAUGUGCAGGAAACAUGCGUAAAUUGGAAUUCAAGUUAGCCAGGAAUGUUCUUCCAAUGUAUGGUACUACUUAUUCCACUUGCAUCGGUGGCUGCGAUCCUUCGUUUAACGAAGUACUAAAUAUAAGAAAUAAUAGUAUUAAAAUUGUCAGACAAACAAAUGACAGCGGUUACAGUAGUACAUUCAGUGGAUCAAGAUCAGCUGUUGAUUCAAAUACAGCCUCAGAAAGAUACAGUGGAACUCAACCAUCUCGAGGUGGAAGUAGGACAAAUUUAUCUGACAAUAACACAUCUGUAGGGCUCGUUAGAACUCAGAACAAUAAUCAACGUAAUACAAAUAGACCAAGAGAUAGUAAUAGAAGUGUUAAGAAACGAAAUGACUCGAAGAACGAUGAUACGUGGAUUGAUACAAGUAAUUUCAAUCCUUCGAGCAACGAUUCAAAAUUAUCACAAAUGGAACAAAACAGAACAUGGGGUGACAUCGAUAAUAAUGCUGUUAUUAUGUGUAGAUGUCACGAGAAUGCGAUUCAGUUAACCGUAAGGAAAGAAGGGCCGAAUCAGGGAAGAUUAUUUUAUAAAUGUGCCAAGCCUCAGGGUACUGGUUGUGAUUUCUUUUUGUGGGCAUCAGAUGAUCCACAGGAAACGCCAAACAACAUAAAUAGGAAUACAAAUCAUACAAUGAAUGCAAAUACCAGUGUGGUACCAAGCACUUCCAGUACAUCGUUAUCAUGGAAUGGUACAUGUCACUGUAAUCAAUUGGCAGUAGAGCGAACUGUUCAAAAAGAUGGCCCUAAUAAAGGUCGGCUAUUUUAUUCGUGUCCUAAACCAAUGAAUGAGUCUUGUAAAUUCUUUCAAUGGGGGGAUGAAAACGUUCAAAAUCAUAACAAAUUUGUAAACAGAAAUAGUAACACCUCUGGGAGUAAAGAGGGUAACAAGACGCAGAGAAAGCCUCGAGCUAGCGGUGGUAAGAGAAAAUGCGGAAUUUGUGGGAUAGAAGGGCAUACAAGAAAAACUUGUCCUGAAAAUGCAAUGGAUUAA
Dufourea novaeangliae is the source of this 3382-nucleotide messenger RNA. It is a transcript of the gene Top3alpha, whose product is annotated as DNA topoisomerase 3-alpha. Bases 218 to 3382 code for a protein of 1054 amino acids. Gene Ontology annotation, cellular component: nucleus; chromosome. The record is from RefSeq and is a predicted model, not a curated record. NCBI's taxonomy places the organism in Eukaryota, Metazoa, Arthropoda, Insecta, Hymenoptera, Halictidae. Gene Ontology annotation, molecular function: DNA binding; zinc ion binding; DNA topoisomerase type I (single strand cut, ATP-independent) activity. The transcript has 11 exons. Gene Ontology annotation, biological process: DNA topological change.